Molecule: messenger RNA, 1733 nt
Organism: Vigna angularis (adzuki bean)
Lineage: Eukaryota; Viridiplantae; Streptophyta; Magnoliopsida; Fabales; Fabaceae
Product: putative ALA-interacting subunit 2
Exons: 9
Coding region: 346-1440 (364 amino acids)
Cellular component (GO): plasma membrane; Golgi apparatus; endoplasmic reticulum
Source: RefSeq, a predicted model, not a curated record
GUUGAUUUGGGUAAAGCAAACCAUUAGUUCCCGGAACCUUGACACUAACACAAACAGAGGGAUUUUGACAAAAGUGAACAAAGCGAAACCGCGGAAGAACAGAUUCCUCACGCAGCGUUGGUUUGCUUCCAUUCUCUGUGUUGCGCAUUCACAUCACUUCCCUCUCCGCAAGCCAAGAAUAUAUGCUUUUACGUUCAUUUCUCUCUUUCUUCCCUUUUUUUCUCUUUCGCUCCGCUCGGAGAUCUACACAACGUUCUAGUAUUGGGCAAAUGCAACUGCUAGUGAAAAUUGGGUAGCUAAUUUGUGGAGUGACACACCCCUGAAACUCGGAAAGCUGUGGUAGUAAUGGAUCUUGAUGGGGGGAGUUCGCCAACAGUUAGCACAGGAGUGCAGGAAAUUCCAGGACGUUCAACACAACGUGGUGCAUUCUAUCAGUUUACACAGCAGAACCUUCCAGCAUGCAAACCUGUUCUUACACCUGCAGCAAUCAUCGCCACAUUUCUAUUGAUGGGUUUAAUUUUCAUUCCUAUUGGACUUGUUACACUUCGUGCCUCAAAUAGUGUUGUUGAAAUUGUUGAUAGGUAUGACAUGGAUUGUAUACCUGAAGAAUAUAGAAAUAACAAGGUCGCAUAUAUUAAAGAUGACUUAAUCUCCAAAAACUGUUCACGAUUCUUAAAGGUACUUAAGCCAAUGAAAGCACCAAUUUAUAUCUAUUACCAGCUUGAUAACUAUUACCAAAACCACCGACGGUAUGUCAAAAGUAGAAGUGACCUGCAGCUCUUACAUGGACUUGGAUACAAUGACACCAGUUCUUGUAAACCUUUAGAGUCCUCCCAUAAUCUUCCAGUUGUACCUUGUGGGUUGAUAGCGUGGAGUUUGUUCAAUGAUACAUAUAAAUUCAGUCGUGGGCCAUCAGAGUUGAAGGUCAAUCGGAAGAAUAUUGCUUGGAAGAGUGAUCGUGAUCAUAAAUUUGGAAAACAUGUUUACCCAUUUAAUUUUCAAAAUGGGACUUUGAUUGGGGGUGGAAAGCUGGAUCCAAGUAUUCCUCUUGGUGAUCAAGAAGAUCUCAUUGUUUGGAUGAGGACUGCUGCUCUCCCCAGCUUCAGAAAGUUAUAUGGUAGAAUUGAAGAGGAUUUGGAUGUAGAUGAUGUUAUAGUAGUCCACCUGAUAAAUAACUAUAACACUUACAGUUUUGGUGGAAAGAAGAAGCUUGUUCUGUCAACAUCAAGCUGGUUGGGUGGAAAAAAUGACUUCCUUGGAGUUGCAAAUUUAUUUGUUGGCGCCUUUUGUAUAUUCAUCUCCAUCAUCUUCCUGUUGCUUCAUAUGAAAAAUCCUAGGACAGACCUUAUGGGGACAUGGCCUACUUAUCUUGGAAUAGGAAAAACAUUGCCAGUUGAUAAAGGACAUGGUAUGGUACACUGGUGGUUGUACUUUUCUUAAUGCGAUACACAAGAUACGUAUUCUUGCUAUUAAAAACUUGUGUAUUUAACUGUAAAUGAUGAGGCAGAGCAAGCAUCUCCUUUUGGUUUAACUAUUAUGGAAAUGAGCCGUUAGGAAUGGAAUAGUUGAGAGCUUGGGUGUUUGCAUGAGGUUAUGAAUCAAACCUCAGCAAUGCCAUUGUACACAAAAAAAACACUAUAUUGAAAUAGAAACCGUAUAUGGUCUUGUAUUUUGCAGCAUAUUUUUACAGAACAGAGUUAAAACACAGAUGCAAGGGGUGCUUUUACUUACCA